CAGAAACCAAAUUAGACAUUUGUUUAGAAAGAAGCUUCAUCUUUCCUCUGUGUUAUUUUGUGAUGCUUUUUCCUGCUUGUUAUUCUCAAGUGAGGAGAACCCACCACUUAUAUUUAUCUUCUUUCUAUAAAUUUUUCACAACUACAAUCUCAAAAGCUUCCAUUAAUCUGGGUAAUGAUGUAUUAUUAACUGAGCAAGAAAAAGGGUAUUAUAAUUUUCUCAAAAAUGCCCAUCAAACUUCAGAUUUACCCCAUGGAAAAGCAAUACAUACCCAGAUCAUCAAAAACUGUUGUUUACAUUCCUCCAUUUAUCUGCAGAAUUUUCUGCUUAAUAUGUACCUUAAAUUCGGGGACCUUGAUAGUGCACUCUACUUGUUCGACGAAAUGCCCCAGAGAAAUGUUGUGUCUUGGUCUUCGUUUAUUGCUGGUUUUGUGCGCCGUGGUUUUGCUAAGCAAGGUCUUUUUUAUUUCUCCAGUAUGUUUAGCACUGAUGUGAGGCCUAAUGAGUUCACUUUAGUUAGUGCACUUAAUGCUUGUUCCUUUUCUGGGUUUGUUUCUCAGGCUUAUCAGGUUUAUUCAUUGGUAAUUAAACUGGGAUUUGAAUGGAAUGUUUAUGUUAAGAAUUCAUUUUUGACUGCUUUGAUUAGGAAUGGAGAAUUAACGAAUGCUAUUAAGGCUUUUGAUGGGUGUUUAGAUAAAGAUAUUGUGUCUUGGAAUGCUUUGAUGUCGGGGUACUUGCAGUUUUCACCCUCAGAAGUGCCCAGCUUCUGGUUGAGGAUGAUCUGUGAGGGCGCGAAGCCUGAUGGGUUUACAUUUUCAGCUGUUCUAAGUGCCUUGGGUAAUGUUGGUGAUGAUAAGUUUGGAAUGCAGAUGCAUGGUCAGCUUGUUAAGUUUGGCCAUGCAAGUGAAACAUGUGUUGGGAAUUCAGUAGUUGAUAUGUAUGUGAAGUCUGGGGACUUGGCUAAAGGGCUGAAAGCUUUUCGUGAGAUCAGUUGCAAGAAUAUUCGGUCUUGGACAACGAUAGCAACCGGGUGCUUGACUUGUGGGGCGCCUAGCAACGCGCUAGAGCUCCUUGGAGAAAUGAAGAUUGCAGGUACAAGGCCAAAUCAGUUUAGUCUUGCCACUACCUUCAAAGCAUGUGCUAAUAUUGCUUCUUUGGAUGAAGGAAAGAAAGCACAUGGUUUGAGAAUUAAGCUUGGAAGUGAGAUGGAUGUAUGUGUGGACAAUGCUAUGCUUGAUAUGUAUGUCAAAUGCGGCUGUAUUGAUAAUGCAAUGACAGUGUUUAGGCGUAUUAAGGAUCGGACAACCAUUACAUGGACUACUAUGGUUAUGGGAUUUGCUCAAAAUGGCCAAGCAUUAGAAGCUCUCCAAGUUUUCGAUGAAAUGAUAACUGCAGGCGUUGAGCCAAAUUACAUUGGUUUUGUGUGUGUACUUUAUGCUUGUAGUCAAGGUGGAUUUGUGGAGGAAGGAUGGAAGUAUUUUUCUUUAAUGAGUCACCAAUAUGGAAUAUUACCGGGAGAGGAUCACUAUGUUUGUAUGGUUGAUCUGCUUGGACGAACUGGACAUAUCAAAGAAGCAGAAGAACUUAUCUCAAAAAUGCCUUUCAAACCAGGACCAUUAGUUUGGAAGGCCCUACUUGGCGCUUGUCAUAUUCAUGGGGAUUUUGAAGCAGGGAAGCGAGCAGCAGCGUGUGCUAUCCAUCUUAAGCAGACUGAUCCAUCGACAUAUGUCUUGUUAUCAAACUUGUUUGCGGAUUUGAAUCACUGGGAAGGGUCAAAAGAAAUGAGGGACAUGAUGAAAACUAGAAAUGUAAACAAAGUUCAGGGAAGCAGCUUGUUAUUAUCUGGAUAUUCCUUGCUUCUUCCGUGAUUUUUAAAGGUCUUGCUAAUUCUCAUACGUUCAUUUGUUCCUCUUUGAGCAGUUAUCGCGAGUUCUUGAGCUUCUUUGGGAAGGAAGAAACAUUACCUAUGGGCAGCAAAAAAAUUUGCAUGAUCCGCAGCAACUUGCAAAAAGUUCAUCACACUAAACAUCAUAAUUCAUUUGUUGAGCUUAAUCAUAAAAUGUGUAUGCUUUGAGCUUCUUCAGAUUAGCUUGCAUCUUAGUGUCAAUAAACCAAUAAAAAUUAAACAAUUUAAGGGUUUAUAUCUGUUAUGGGAGAUUUUGUUCGACCGUUGACCGACGUUGACAGUCAAGAUUAAGAUAUACAAGAGUACAAGACCAUGUCAAGAUAGUUACUAAUGGUCCCUAAAAUUAAGGAGAUAAUCUCUCUUGCUAAAAAGAAGUCUAUUAAAGUCGUUGACCGUAUGAACAAUCUAUAAUGUCUACAUUCAAUAGAAGACCAAGUAAAAUGGUGAAUAACCACUUCCUACUUUCAAAGGAGGUCAUCCCCACUAUUCUCCAACCGACCUAUUAUCUACUGUUGGAGUUCUAUAAAUAGAAGAGUCUUCCUUACAUGAAUUCAUUCACAUCAUACGCAUAUUACCUCCUCCUAAAUACAAUACACUACAUACUACUCCUUUAUCCCCAUGUAAUGUAUCCAACCUCCAUCCACAUGGACUUUCCACUAAAAGUAUCAUUGCUCAACUACUGUAUUCUAAUCCCAAACAUCACUCAUCUAAAAGACCACUACUAUAAUUUACUUCUGCAAUAUUACUGAUCCACUACGCCAAAUGCGCACCUGACCAUACUAUAUGGCUACGCCCAAGCUUGUUAUUUAUUUCUAUGCAUGCUUUAUUGAUAUCGAUUAUCAUACACAUAUUGUACUUGUAAACAUUGGCUUUAUGCCCGUAUUAUAGUGGAUUGGUGGACUCAUCUCCACCCGCGGUGUUUACCCACCUUUAUCGAGGUUUCCUGCGUCACCAUAUUGUGUCUUCUCUCUCUCUUUAUUUUUCCGUCAUUUAUAUUCCGCAUCUAACGUUCCUUAUUUUAAUUUAGUUGAUCCAUACGUAGCCUGUAUCCCAUAACAAAUCCUACUUGACGAAAUUUAGCAUAAACAAUUUGGCGCCGUCU
Molecule: messenger RNA, 3008 nt
Organism: Chenopodium quinoa (quinoa)
Lineage: Eukaryota; Viridiplantae; Streptophyta; Magnoliopsida; Caryophyllales; Amaranthaceae
Product: pentatricopeptide repeat-containing protein At2g13600-like
Exons: 1
Coding region: 63-1868 (601 amino acids)
Biological process (GO): RNA modification
Molecular function (GO): protein binding; RNA binding
Source: RefSeq, a predicted model, not a curated record